AUGGAGCGCAGCGACGGGGAGGCCGCCGCCAAGGCCAAGCUACCCAAGCUCUCCGCCGUCGCCGCCGGCAGCGAGGACCGCCUCAGCGCGCUUCCCGAUGACGUGAUUCUCCACAUCCUCCGCCAGCUCCGCGAUUCCCCGGUCGCCGGCCGGACCAGCGUCCUCUCCCGUCGCUGGCGCAGCCUCUGGGCCCUCCUCCCUGAGCUCUACUUCCCAGGAUACACCGCUCCCCGCCACGUAACCGCCGCUUUCGCCGCCCACGAAGCUCCGGUUCUCCAGCGCAUCGCCGUCUUCGUCAAGGACACCCCCGUGGAUUCCCUGGCCGCCUGGCUCCCCAUCGCUUCACGCCGCCUCCGCGGCGAUCUCUACUUCCUCAACAUUGUGCGGCGGAACGGUGGGCCGGACGAGGCCGGGGAAAGGGGCGCCUUUGAGCUGCCCUGCUUCGAGAAGGCCACCACCAUCUCCCUCCACCUAGGGUUUCUCGGCCUCCUCACGCCGCCUGCAGGGGUAUUCGCCCGGCUCACCAGGCUCCACCUGGACCAUUUCCGGAUACAGGGUCCCCUGUGCGGCGGCCUCGGAGACGCCCUCUCCUCGCCGCGGUGCCCGUCCUUGCGGGACCUCACUCUCAGCGACGCCCGGGAUCUGCACAGUUUGGCCCUGCACUCCCAGUCUCUCCUGACAGUGAAGCUCACGAAAUUGCGCGGCUUGCAGCGGCUCACUGUUGCGGCGCCGGCGCUCAAAGAGCUAACCGUGUUCUACUGCUUCGCGAAUGCUCCGAAUCUGAGUCAAAUGGCUGCUAGCAUCUCAGCCCCUCAGCUGGCAUCGCUCGAGUGGAGCGAUGCUUACGAUCCGGUGUCCGUCCAGCUUGGCGAGAUGGCGCAUCUCCAUCGUCUGGGCAUGAGCUUUUACCUUGUGUAUGGACCAAAUGGCUUUCGAACCAAUAGAGAUUGCAUGAGGCUCCUGCGGCGCUUUAAGGCCAUCUGCAGCUUGAGCUUUGCGCUCAUCUAUCCGCAUAAUCUACAGGCCCUAGGUAACAGUCAAUACUUGAUGGAAGGCAUGACAAUUUUUCCUGUCAUUUCAUCCUUGAGAGUUGUCGUAAUGGCAAGGGGACAUUCCUUUGGUGCCAGCUUAUUCCAUGUUCUCAGGAUGUGUACUGGUGUAAGAAGGCUAAUCCUAAUAUUAAGUGCUCGUGCGGGCUUGGAGGCACAGGCAUGUCCACCAGGUUGCAUAUGUUAUCAGGCUCAGCCACUAAACUGGAAAUCCGAGAGACUUGUGCUGGAUCGCCUCCAAGAAGUAGAGAUCAGAGAGUUUAGAGGUACUGGGCGUGAAUUAGCUGUUGUGGAACGGUUAUUCAACUGGUCUACGGCGCUUGAGACGGUGAGGAUAACUUUCUGUCACACAAUCGAUGCUAGUAAGGCCAAGAAGUUGCGCGAGAUGUUACUAAGCUUCUCCAGUCCAGGCACAUCUAUGAAAUUUUAGGUGUACUGUGGUUCUGGUUCAGGAUUUCUAGAAGACUACUUCAGCUCCAGGCACGCAAGAUCCAGCUGUUCUCAAUGCUCAAGAGAGGCGAUUUACAUAGACCAGCGCCAGCGGUCUGUGCUGCGUUAACGGUGUUCGUGAAACUAGUUUUUAAACUUGUUUGUUUUACAUGAAUUGAGAUAACUUUGUUUUGUAUUACAGUUUCCAAACUUUGAUUUCUCUUUUGAGAGGCAAUUGGUGAUUGGUGCAGUUGACUUGAUGAUUUAC
This is a messenger RNA of Lolium rigidum, 1746 nucleotides long. RefSeq lists its product as uncharacterized. Gene Ontology annotation, molecular function: protein binding. NCBI's taxonomy places the organism in Eukaryota, Viridiplantae, Streptophyta, Magnoliopsida, Poales, Poaceae. The record is from RefSeq and is a predicted model, not a curated record. The coding region runs from base 1 to 1479 and encodes 492 amino acids. The transcript is spliced from 3 exons.